AUGAUGGCAUCAGACAACGUUUCACCAGACGAAGCGAGGGCAAAAUUUGCCGCUUCGCUUUCGCAGAUGUACCGAAAGGAAAUCCCCCAAUAUGGUACGCUUCUAGAGCUGGUGUCCAAGAUCAAUGAGAAAGUGAACAAGGAGGCUCCCCACCAUGAUACUCUGAAACGAGUCGAGGUCGAACGUCAUGGUGCCAUCAGACUGGGAACACCCGAGGAGUUGGCCAUGAUGCGGCGGCUUUUUCGCCUCCUGGGAAUGGAGCCAGUUGGAUACUAUGACUUGACCGUCGCCGGUCUCCCCGUCCACGCGACCGGAUUCAGACCUCUCAAUGAAGCCUCCCUCCUCUACAAUCCUUUUCGUGUGUUCACUUCGUUGCUCCGUCUGGAUUUGAUCAAAGAUGACGCUCUCCGCAAUCAAGUGAAGAAAAUACUCAGCCUGCGAAGUAUAUUUACCUCACGCUGUGUUGAGCUUAUUGAGCAACUUGAAAAAAGCCCAGACUACCCUCGACCAACUGUCGAUGAACUCAUUCAGGAAGCAUUGAAUACUUUUCGCUGGCAUGAGACGUCCACUGUGGACAUUGGAACCUACAAAGAGCUCGAGGCAAGCCACCCUCUAAUCGCAGAUGUCGUCUGCUUCCGAGGUCCACACAUCAACCAUCUCACCCCUCGUGUUCUCAACAUUGAUGCCGCACAGGCAGCAAUGCAGAGUCAUGGUCUAAAGGCAAAGUCUUCUAUUGAAGGGCCCCCGCCUCGUCAAAACGAAAUCCUCUUACGACAGACAAGUUUUCUCGCCCUUGAAGAGAAUAUUGCAUUCUCGGGCGGAUCCCAAGGUGGCAGCAAACAUAGGGCGCGAUUUGGAGAAAUUGAGCAGCGAGGAAUGGCUUUAACACCAAAGGGUCGCCAGAUGUAUGAUGAGCUUUUGGACCGCUUCAACCGUACCUGCGCACAGCUUCCUCCCCACGCGACCUGGGAGUGGAAGUCCGCCCUUCUGAGAACGUGCUUUGAGGGCUUCCCUGAUGACCUGGACACACUUCGACGCGAAAAACUGGCAUACUUCAGAUAUUAUGUGGUUGAAGGUCCUAGGAGGCCACAGAUUGUUACCGACAUAGAUUCCUUAGUACAGGCCGGUUGCGUGAGGUUCACACCUAUCACCUACGAGGAUUUCCUGCCGGCGAGUGCCGCGGGAAUCUUCCACUCGAACCUGAGUGCUGGCGGCGAGCAGCUUCAAUCCGGUUUAGCGGAUAAGGAGGGAUUCGAGAAGGCCCUCGGAAGCUCCGUCAAUGACGAGUUCUUGAUCUAUUCAAAGAUCGAACAGUCGUCUAUCGCGGCUUGUUUAGAUUGUUGA
Penicillium mononematosum is the source of this 1344-nucleotide messenger RNA. Its product is annotated as DUF1338-domain-containing protein. The record is from RefSeq and is a predicted model, not a curated record. The transcript has a single exon. Lineage: Eukaryota; Fungi; Ascomycota; Eurotiomycetes; Eurotiales; Aspergillaceae. Gene Ontology annotation, molecular function: oxidoreductase activity. Bases 1 to 1344 code for a protein of 447 amino acids.